GUGACGUUGCGUUCCUCGCGUCGUCGCCUCUUCCCUCUUCCUUUCCCUCUCCAGAAGCUCAGUCCCAGACUUCCGAGGACCUUUUACGACGUUGGGUCUGAGUCGGUCUCGGCGCCGGGUCCACUUUUCGGCAAAGUGACGUGGACGUCAACAGCAAUGGCGGAAGGCGAAGAGGUCCUGCCACUGCCAACGCCGGGCGGCGACGGCUGGGAAAAAGAUCUUGAAGAAGCUUUGGAAGCAGGAGGUUGUGAUCUUGAAACUUUGAGAAAUAUAAUUCAAGGGAGACCACUGCCUGCUGAUCUGAGGGCUAAAGUUUGGAAGAUUGCUCUAAAUGUUGCCGGAAAAGGAGAUAGUUUGGCAUCAUGGGAUGGUAUUUUAGACCUGCCAGAACAGAACACUAUUCACAAAGAUUGUCUGGAGUUUAUUGACCAGCUUUCUUCAGUGCCCGAAGAGAAGGCAGCAGAAUUACUUUUGGAUAUUGAAUCUGUAAUUACCUUUUAUUGUAAAUCACGUAACAUUAAAUAUAGCACGUCCCUUAGCUGGAUACACCUACUCAAACCGUUGGUGCGUCUUCAACUGCCACGCAGCGAUUUAUACAACUGCUUUUAUGCUAUCAUGAAUAAGUACAUUCCCAGGGAUUGUUCCCUGAAGGGGAGACCAUUUCAUCUUUUCCGAUUACUCAUCCAGUACCAUGAGCCAGAGCUUUGUUCUGUUCUUGAUACAAAGAAAAUUACUCCAGACUCCUAUGCACUCAACUGGCUUGGAAGUCUUUUUUCCUGUUACUGUUCCAUUGAAGUCACUCAGGCAAUAUGGGAUGGAUAUCUACAACAAGCAGAUCCAUUUUUUAUUUAUUUCUUAAUGUUAAUAAUCCUUGUUAAUGCAAAAGAAGUCAUUUUAGCACAGGAGUCUGACAGCAAAGAAGAAGUUAUCCAGUUCUUGGAAAAUACUCCAUCCAGUUUGAAUCUAGAAGAUAUAGAAGACCUUUUCUCUCUGGCUCAGUAUUAUUGCAGUAAAACACCAGCUUCAUUUAGGAAGGAUAAUCACCAUCUCUUUGGUAGUACUUUGUUGGGAAUUAAGGAUGACGAUGCAGAUUUGAGUCAGGCACUUUGUCUGGCCAUCUCCGUGUCAGAGAUCCUUCAAGCAAAUCAGCUUCAAGGGGAAGGAGUCCGGUUCUUUGUGGUGGAUUGCCGUCCUGCAGAACAGUAUAAUGCUGGGCAUUUAUCAACUGCUUUCCACUUAGAUUCAGAUCUGAUGCUCCAGAAUCCGUCUGAGUUUGCACAGUCAGUAAAAUCCCUGCUGGAAGCACAGAAGCAGUCCAUUGAGUCUGGCUCCAUCGCUGGUGGGGAGCACCUCUGUUUCAUGGGCAGUGGCAGAGAGGAAGAAGACAUGUAUAUGAACAUGGUCCUGGCACACUUUUUACAGAAAAACAAAGAAUAUGUGAGCAUUGCCAGUGGAGGAUUUAUGGCACUGCAGCAGCACCUAGCAGACAUUAAUGUGGAUGGACCAGAAAAUGGAUAUGGCCAUUGGAUUGCUAGUACCUCAGGCUCAAGGAGCAGUAUCAAUUCUUCUGUUGAUGGUGAAUCUUCUAAUGGCUCAAAUGAUAGAGGAAUGAAAUCACUAGUAAAUAAAAUGACUGUUGCUUUGAAGACAAAAUCCGUUAAUGUCAGGGAAAAAGUUAUCAGUUUUAUUGAGAAUACAUCAACUCCUGUGGACCGAAUGUCUUUCAAUCUUCCUUGGCCAGACAGAACAUGUACCGAGCGGCAUGUGAGCAGCAGUGACAGAGUGGGCAAGCCUUACCGUGGUGUAAAGCCUGUUUUCAGCAUUGGGGAUGAAGAAGAAUACGACACAGAUGAAAUUGACAGUUCUUCAAUGUCAGAUGAUGACAGAAAAGAGGUUGUAAACAUUCAGACUUGGAUAAACAAGCCAGAUGUCAAGCAUCAUUUUCCUUGUAAAGAAGUGAAAGAAAGUGGACACAUAUUUCCUAGUCAUCUGUUGGUUACUGCAACACAUAUGUACUGUUUAAGGGAGAUUCUUUCACGGAAAGGAUUGGCUUAUAUACAGUCUCGACAAGCACUAAAUUCUGUGGUUAAAAUAACAUCCAAAAAAAAACAUCCUGAGCUAAUUACCUUCAAGUAUGGAAACAGCAGCACUUCAGGAAUAGAAAUCUUGGCAAUCGAAAGGUAUUUGAUUCCAAAUGCAGGAGAUGCUACCAAAGCCAUAAAACAACAGAUCAUGAAAGUUUUGGAUGCUUUGGAAAGUUAAUAUAAAAGAAAAUUAUUUCAAAAGAAAUUAAGGCAACCAAGAGAAAUAUGGACAUAUUUUCCUGACUGAAUACUAACCGGAGACUUUCAUUUGCUUAUGGGGGUGCUUGAAUAGCAAGUCUAAGAAGGUGUAAAUUAUUAUAAUCAAUCUCUGGAAAGUUAAAUUUUUUUAAAAUUUUCUUUUGCAUUUUUGGUUUUAUAAAAUGAUUUCUUAUAAAGGUCAGUUAUUAAAUGACUUUGAAGUAACUGACCCUGUGCCCUUAGAACUAAGGGUGCAGAAUGCAGUUCUGUUUUGAAGAGCUGCUUUAAGGGAACAUGCAUCAGUUUAGAUUUAAAAACAGCCAUACACAUAUAUAUUUGCAGUGUCUUCACUGAAAAUUAGAGAUAGAAUUCGUUGAAGAGACCCCUUUAAUUGCUACAUUUAGGUUUAUCCACUGAGCAGUAUCAGAAACUAAAAAGUAUUACAUAGAUUAAUAAUUAGCUUGCUGUUUCUGUUCUUAAAAAGAGUGAAAUCUUUUUUAAUGCAAUGGAUGAAGAUUUCAGCCAACUCAAAUGCAGACCAGCUAGUGAAAUGUUGAAACGUCAGUUUCUAAGUCAUCUUUGCACCAUUAGCUAAUAGUUUGAACACUUAGUGCUUCAGAUACUAAACUUCAUCCUAAUUGUCUCUAAGGAGCAGUUAAAAGCAUUAUAAUAAGUAGGUAGGCAUGUUAAGAUUAAAAUUAACACUUGGGGGACUGACUUGUAUCUUUAAAAAUGUCAUUGGUCUUUAUUACAAGAGGAAUAUUUGGUUUAGAAUGUUUCGAAACAGGUGUUGAGUACACAUGGAUUUAUCCUCAGUGAGAUUAUAUCUGUGACCACACUUUUAUCCACCUAAAGAAAAGCCAGAUAAUCAGAGAGCUGUCUAAACUAGUUUUUAUCAUCACUUUCUGAAAUUUCUUUCUCUUCUUUGGUUUUUGUUCUCUUACUAAAGUUCCAGUGGUUUGAAAUGAUUUUUAGUCUCUUAAUAUGACAAAACUGGAAAGUGGUCUGGUUUAUUUUGCAGCUUUCUCAGUUUAAUUCAUUGAGGUUCAUAUUAGACACAUUUGGUGAAAGAAAUCCAGGAACACGUUUGGGGCCAUGGAAUGACUGCUUAUAAAAUCUGUUUGGGAAGUAGCAAAUCCUCACAACCUGCUGUGUCCUAAAAUGUAAUGGAUUGUCUCUAAGGGGUUGAUAGGAGAAAUAUUUAGAUGUAUUCUGUUUACAGCCAGUUAUUUUAAUUUACUUAAUGGAAAUCAAGUGAAAAAAAGGCAACAUAGUUCAAGAUAUUUUAUUCUAAUAUCUAAAUAAUGAAGUUUGAGUGGUUGAAGACAUUUGCAUGAAAUUGCACCUGGUGCAAUACUUGAUAUUUAUAACUCUCCCCACAACUGUUGUAUUGCAUUUUUUCCCUUCUUUUGGUGCCCCUUUUAGAAAUGUCUUGAAGUCUCAUUUGUUGCCCAUUUCAGCCAUGGGACUUCUUUCAUAAUAUUAGUGUAAAGAUAUUUGUGUUACUCUUUAUAAAUUACAAUUGUAAAUAAAUCAGUACAGUUUGCUCAAAACUUUGUUCUUAAGGACAAUGUGUCUCUCCCUCUCUCUUUCUCCCUUUCCCCCCAUUUGUAAAUCUCUAUGGAUACAACAAAAUUAGGAAAUUGAGGGCUAUCCUUUCAGUGGAAUUUAAAUGUUCAGAUUUUAGGUUUUAAAGUAUUAGAUUCCUAUUUCUGUUCUUCUAGAUGGGGAGGAGGAAAGAGGUAGUUUAAAACUAAUUACAUUACUUUCUACAUGUAGUAAAUUCCUCCCUUGAACUACUCAUCUGAACUUCAGUUUCCUCAUCUGAAAUAGCCCAGUUAUUAUUAGUCAUGAAUAUCAAAUGAAAAGACAUUUCGUUGAUUGUAUUAGAUACUUAUGUAGCUUAUCCUCCCUUCACUGUCCCGAUAACCAGAGAACUAGAAUUCACUCUGGGAUAUCCACCUCUCGUGGACCCUUAAGGAUUGCAGGGGUUGCAGCAUUAUGAGGUUGGUAUUUUCUGUAUUUUCAAGAUGAGAAAAACAAGGCUCGAAGAAAUUGAGUGAAAAGAAAAAGUACCCCUCAUCUCUCCCCAAUCUCUGGGAAUUAUUAUUGCUUAUUAAGGUGUAAAAUUAAUCCCCUAGGUAAUAUUUGAUGUCACUUGUCCACCAUUAAUAAAACAUGUUUUCUAGUAGAGAUGAUAAAUUUUUACUGAUAUAUACUCAACCAUUUUGCCA
This is a messenger RNA of Balaenoptera acutorostrata (minke whale), 4516 nucleotides long. It is a transcript of the gene TBC1D23, whose product is annotated as TBC1 domain family member 23. Gene Ontology annotation, cellular component: trans-Golgi network. The transcript is spliced from 19 exons. The record is from RefSeq and is a predicted model, not a curated record. Gene Ontology annotation, biological process: embryonic brain development; retrograde transport, endosome to Golgi. Lineage: Eukaryota; Metazoa; Chordata; Mammalia; Artiodactyla; Balaenopteridae. The coding region runs from base 157 to 2262 and encodes 701 amino acids.